UUUUUUUUUUUUUUUUUGACGAUAAAUUUCUUUCAUUAAUAAGAUUGAUUUUUCAUAUUUAAAAAAAUUCCAACAAUAUUUAUUAUGGGUGCUACAAAUUCAACGUCAAAGAGACGUUUAAGUAAAAGAUUUCAUAAUAAUAAUUUUCUUAUUAAUGAUAGUUAUGAUAGAUUUAGUAAUAAUAUUCCUUCUUCAAAAAGAAGAAUUUCUUCUGAAAGUACUAUAAGUUCUCAUUCAACUAAUAGUUUUGAUCGUUGUACCGAAUUAAUUAAAACUUUUGGUAGUAGAAAAUAUUUUAACAGAGAUCAUGUUAAAGACAUUUUUCCAACUGAUAAUGAUGAAUUAAAAAGAUUAGAAUUGACCCAUAUUUGGAAUAAAGAAUUAUGGGAAGGUCAAUCUUUUUUUUUACCUGUUGAUGAAGUUUUUAGUAGAAAUGCUAAAGUUUUAGAUAUUGGUUGUGGAACCGGAAUUUGGAGUUUGGAUAUGGCCAGAAAAUAUCCGAAUUGUCAUUUCACAGGUUUUGAUAUUGUGGAUAAUUUUCCGCUUGAAUUAAAACAAUCAAAUGUUGAUUUUGCUUUAGGAAAUAUCUUGGAAGGUCUUCCUUAUGAUGAUAAUACAUUUGAUCUAGUUUUUAUGAGGAAUAUGAAGGGUUGUUUAAGUCAAAAAGAUUAUAAUAAAUGUUUACAAGAAAUAAUAAGAGUAUCUAGUAGGUGGAUAUUAAUACUUGAUUCUGAUAUUAUAUUAAUUGAUGGUGGUCCUUUAGCAAAUCAACUUAGAGAAGAAGUUCUCGACGAAUUAAUGAAAAAUUAUGAUAUAAAUAUGAUGCCAAGUUCAAUUAUUAGAAAAUGUUUAGAAGAUAAUAAUCAAUUAUCUGAUAUUCAUUUCGAGGAUAAACAAUGCCCUAUUGGAGAAUGGGGAGGUAGAUUAGGAACUCUUUAUUUGGAAAUUUUAAAAUGGGCUACAAAAAAUUUAUAUCAUUCAGUUUCUACUUUAUAUUCUGAAGAAGAAUAUAAUUUAAAAGUUGAUGAAGCUUUUGAAGAAUUAAAUCAUUAUAAUGGUUAUGAUAUGGUAUUUAGGAUUUGUGCAAAGAAAAAUGUUGAAAAAAGAAAAUCUUUAAAAAAAAUUGUUCGAAAUACUUAAUUUAUUAUUAGCGUUAACGAAG
Molecule: messenger RNA, 1162 nt
Organism: Rhizophagus irregularis DAOM 181602=DAOM 197198
Lineage: Eukaryota; Fungi; Glomeromycota; Glomeromycetes; Glomerales; Glomeraceae
Molecular function (GO): methyltransferase activity
Source: RefSeq, a predicted model, not a curated record